This is a messenger RNA of Ricinus communis (castor bean), 2128 nucleotides long. RefSeq names its product peroxidase A2. The record is from RefSeq and is a predicted model, not a curated record. The coding region runs from base 768 to 1775 and encodes 335 amino acids. Gene Ontology annotation, molecular function: heme binding; peroxidase activity. Gene Ontology annotation, biological process: response to oxidative stress; hydrogen peroxide catabolic process. NCBI's taxonomy places the organism in Eukaryota, Viridiplantae, Streptophyta, Magnoliopsida, Malpighiales, Euphorbiaceae. The transcript is spliced from 4 exons.
UUGGAAAAGAAAACUGUCUUUCUUGCGGAGAACAAAACCAAUUAUGCCAUGGCAAGGUGGGUCUGAAUUUUCUUCUUCUACUGAGAUUCUUUUACCUCUGGUCAUCUCCCUCCAAAAUGCAACUUUUUUUAGCUUUUUCUUUUUCUUUUUUUUUUUUUUACUUUUUUUGUAACUGGGUUUUUAACUCUUGCGCUCGUGUUUCAUUAAGGUUGAGUAUCAAUUUGCCUUAUGAACUUACUCACGGUGAUCAACUAAGGCAUGCCCUGCAAUUUGUUUCGUUAAGAUUAUAAAAAUGAAAAGAAGGAUCCUGUCCUAAUAACAUAUAUAAUUGCAGGCAUGCCUUGGCCAUAUAUUUUACAUCUAGUGCUUCCUCACUGGCUACCGACUCUCUUUACUUUUUUUUUACUCAACUACUUUGGAAAUUAUGUGAUCUUGAUUGUCCAUAUUGUCUUUUUAUUUCUUUUUCUUUGACAUUUUGCACCCAAUACUGUAUAAGAAUCUUGCUUUAACUAUAUAAAAGAGAUAUUGAAGAGACAGUGUAAAGGAAAUAGUCAAGAAUCUUAAUAUCAAAUUAAUCAUGUUGCUUACUAGCGUUGCUUAAAGCAUAGGCUAAUUAUUACUGAAUCAUAGACUUUGCUUUCCAUAAUUUACGUUUAAUGACUCUGACAGUUGCCUAUACAUAUGUUGUCUGCCAAGGAUAUAUAUGAACUCAUCACAUUAGCAACUAAUUCAGAAUUUGAUUCUGUUGAAAAAGAAAAAAAGCAACGAUGUCUGCUUCUUCUAAAGCUACUGCUACUGCUACUUCCUUGUUACUGUCAAUUAUUAUUGCAGCUCUAGUUCUGAACCAAUCUGAAGCUCAACUAAGUACUACAUUCUAUGCUUCUACCUGCCCAAAUAUUACAUCCAUUGUCACUAAUGCUGUUCAACAGGCCUUUCAGUCUGAUUCCCGGAUUGGCGCUAGCCUCAUUCGCCUCCAUUUUCAUGAUUGCUUCGUUGAUGGUUGUGAUGCGUCUAUUUUGCUAGACAGCACUUCAAGCAUACAGAGUGAGAAAUUAGCUGGUCCUAACGUUAACUCCACUCGUGGUUUUGGUGUCGUUGACAAUAUAAAAACUGCUGCGGAAAGUUCUUGCCCCGGUGUAGUUUCCUGUGCUGACAUUCUUGCUCUCUCCGCAGAAGCUUCUGUUUCGUUGUCAGGAGGACCAUCCUGGAAUGUGUUAUUGGGAAGAAGAGACAGUCUAACAGCAAAUCAAGCUGGAGCAAAUACAUCUAUUCCUUCUCCUUUUGAAGGACUAAACAACAUUACUUCCAAGUUCACUGCUGUGGGUCUAAACACCAAUGAUCUCGUCGCAUUAUCAGGUGCACAUACAUUUGGACGUGCUCAAUGUCGAACCUUUAACAACAGGCUAUUCAAUUUCAGCAACACUGGAAAUCCUGACCCAACAUUGAACACAACAUACUUAGCCACUCUGCAACAAAUAUGUCCACAGAAUGGGAAUACAGCUGCUCUCGUCAAUCUUGACCCCACAACUCCAGAUACUUUUGACAAUAAUUACUUCACCAACUUGCAGAGUAAUCAGGGCCUUCUCCAAUCAGACCAGGAAUUAUUUUCGACAACCGGUGCUGCCACUGUAUCUAUUGUUAACAGCUUUGCUGGUAACCAGACUGCCUUCUUCCAGAGUUUUGUGCAGUCUAUGAUUAAUAUGGGAAACAUUAGUCCUUUAACAGGAAGCAAUGGAGAGAUAAGAGCAGACUGUAAGAAGGUCAAUGGAAGUUAGUUCUUGGAAAAUCAUGACAAAAGGUCAAUAGUAGUUAAUUUUUAUUUUAGUCUUUUUCUAUUUUCAGGAGUUCUUGCCGCUCAGUAGCGUGAGUCUGUAACCCAAGUGGGGGAGUAUUAGCAUUAAAAGAAGAAAAAAAUAGAAAAAGUUGAGGCUGUUAUGUUGAAGUGCUUAUAAACUGCAGGCUAGGCUCAGAGUUGUUAGCUUGUGGUCACACUUUGAAGAAAAGUCAAAGACAUUAUGAUCCUUAAUGGAUAAUAUAAUUUAUUUUAACAUAUAAUACAACUAGAUUACGGAUGAUUUCCACAAAUUCUUCCAAGGGCUUUUAAUGUAUAUAUUAUAUAUUAUUUUUA